AUGACUAAAGCCACUAUAGAUUGGAAUAAUUCUGAAAUUAAAAGUAAUUUUCAAAAAUUGGUAGAUAAUAUUAAAAAGAAUAAUAAAGCUGUAAACACUGUAUUCACCAGACCCCAAAUCAACGAUAACUCUUCAGAAAUACUUAAACGUCUCUCUAAGGGUUUAAGAAAAAAUGUUACCUGUGACUUUGAUGCUUCUUCUGCUGAUUACACAUUUAAAUCUUAA
Dictyostelium purpureum is the source of this 225-nucleotide messenger RNA. RefSeq lists its product as uncharacterized. The transcript has a single exon. NCBI's taxonomy places the organism in Eukaryota, Evosea, Eumycetozoa, Dictyosteliales, Dictyosteliaceae. The record is from RefSeq and is a predicted model, not a curated record. The coding region runs from base 1 to 225 and encodes 74 amino acids.